Messenger RNA from Schizophyllum commune H4-8, 1338 nucleotides. RefSeq lists its product as uncharacterized. The transcript is spliced from 17 exons. The record is from RefSeq and is a predicted model, not a curated record. Lineage: Eukaryota; Fungi; Basidiomycota; Agaricomycetes; Agaricales; Schizophyllaceae. The coding region runs from base 159 to 1127 and encodes 322 amino acids.
GUAUCCGGAUGGGGUACUGUCCGGACUUCCUGAUCGAUGACGCCGCGUGCGCUGGCUGGUCCGCCUCCGCCCCGGUUGCUUGUCUCUGACCACCACGAGCUGCAGCACCCGUCCCCCUCGACAGCGCAGGCGCCGCGCACGCACUCUGCGCCGCCACCAUGGACUCCCCCACGCAGGGGAACCCGAUUGAGACCCCGCUCGGCAUGCUGCUCAUUGGGCUCAUCAUAUCCUGCGCGUUGUAUGGUCUGAAUUUCCUGCAAAUAUACAUGUACUUCCGCACGUAUCCCUCGGAUAGCUGGUGGUUGAAGUUCCUGGUCGCUUCACUGCUCGUACUGGAUACGGCUGGCACGGCUCUCAGCGGUCAUGGAGUAUACACAUAUCUCAUCAUCCACUUUGGGGAUCCCACUGCCAUUGCGGGCAUCGAUACCUCCCUUGAAGUCGAGAGCCAGAUCACCAAUGUUAUCACUUUUAUUGUCCAAGCGUUCUACGGAUACAGUCUCGUACAAUUGGCCGCCGGACGGAAUCUUAAAUGGGCGGCAUUUCUUAUUUGGUUCAUCGCGCUCGUCAGCUUCUCCUUCGGGACGGCCGCGGUCGCGAACAACUUCCUGACGGCCCACUUCGAAGGCCUGACGAUGAAGAAUGCGCGGAUUAUCUCUGGAUUCGCUCUUGGUGGCGCGGCGCUGUGUGAUAUCGUUAUCACCACCGCGCUAUGCAUGUUUUUCUGGAGGAGCAAGACGGGGUUCAAGCCAACGGAUAACAUACUCGACAAGUUGCUCAUCUUCACGAUCAACCGAGGCGGCAUCUCUUUUGCCGUGCAAGUGCUCAACUGCAUCUUGUACUUUACGCAUACAGCGCAGUUGAUUUGGACACCAUUCCACUUCGCGUUAAGCAAAGUUUAUGUUAUCUCACUAGUCGCGACGUUGAACCAACGAGAUACGUAUCGCAACGAUCAUGUCUACACCGAAGACCCUGUCAGCUUCGCGCGACCUUCAACUAUGUCCGCCUCCGCGAACGGGAACCAGAUACCCCUGCAACUGAGGAGCGGAAGCGGAAGCGAAGGUGAGACAACAGGGAUGUCCGUCAGCCUCAGCAAAAAUUCCGAGGAGCGCUACCGCUCUUGGGGUUGAUUCCCGGAGACGGGGGAACAAUGGAGUGUAUACAGGAUUUCGCAUAUAUAUACUACACUUGUCUGCGUGGACUCGGCACUGUACAUAAACCCCCAAUUGUCAUCGUCGUACUAUACGCGCUCCUUCUACUCGUUCAUGCACCCGAAUCGGACUGCCUCCAGUCUUCCAUCUCCCCAAGGCGUGUUCAUGCAUGGCUUCCCACUCGGAUCAC